Messenger RNA from Penicillium bovifimosum, 561 nucleotides. Its product is annotated as putative NADH-ubiquinone oxidoreductase 21 kDa subunit. The record is from RefSeq and is a predicted model, not a curated record. The coding region runs from base 1 to 561 and encodes 186 amino acids. The transcript has 5 exons. Lineage: Eukaryota; Fungi; Ascomycota; Eurotiomycetes; Eurotiales; Aspergillaceae.
AUGGCGACCGAUACCAAAGCGGCCAUUGUGCCCUCUAAGCGGGCUAACACUGACUACCCGUUAAUCGAUUCCGACCCGCACCUGAAGCGGGUAUUCGGAUAUGCCCGGCCUUCCGACUGGGCCGUGGCCGGUGGGAUGGCUUCAGCUGCUCCCAUUUCCUUCUGGGUCAUGGAGAGAGUCAGCCCCUCGCACGUAGGCCGUGGUGGUUUCGCCCCCGUUAUGCGACUUGCGACAGCCGUUGGUCUUCUUGGAGGUCUUCAUGUCCUCUAUCAGCGAUCUUGCCAGCGCUUCUAUGGUUUUACCGAAAACUCCAGAGAAGUCGAAAUGGACACUCGUGAGAUGGUCGACAAGGUCAAGAAGGGUGAGCCUCUGUACGGCAAGUCCCAGAUGUCGUCUUACCUACAAGGCGUUGCAGCCCGCAACUCCCGGUACUCAGAACUCUUCAUCCAUGUCAUUCCUUGGUUCAACUUUGUCAAUCACGACCAGCAUGGUGUGGACACCGCCAAGUACUAUCAACAAGCCGAGCGGGAAUUGGAGGCAGAGCGCACUGGCUCCUCAUGA